GGCGCGGGCCGCCUGCGGUUGAUCUUGGAUACGCGUUUGAUUUAUCAGGAAUUCACUGGGUCUGACACCGUCAACCUCCCGAGUGCAGGGUGCUGGCGGGGUCUUCGCAUUCAGCCCGCGGACCAGCUGCGCCUCGCGCAGAUGGACGUCGAGGCCGCCUUCUAUCGCAUCCAGUGCCCGCCGGGGCUGGAGGAGAUGAUGAUCUUGCCCCGCAUCCGCCGCCAGGACCUGCUCGCCGCGAGGCCCGACAUCGACCUCGACGGCGUGGGGGGCAAGGUCCUGGCACCCCGACUGUUGGUAGCCCCGAUGGGCUGGAGCUGGAGCCUGUGCUUCUGCGAGUCGCUCGUGGAGGCCCAUGUGGCUCAGGCAGGCUUCGGCACGGACAGGCAGAUCGCCGACGGCAAGGUGAUCCCCGACCUGUCCUCCGACGCGGCCGCCGCCUCCCACGUGGACGGGGUCGCCGCGGUGGGGAGCUGCCGCUCGCAGAAUGUAGAGAAACAGCUCAUGGAUGAUCACUUGGUCUGCAAAGGGAUCGAGUCCCCAAAGGCCUCCCAUAAGUUCACGGGGCUCACCUUCGAUCAGGAGGCGGCCGCCGUCAGCCUCAGCCCCUCGCGUCUGUGGAGAUUGCGGCUAGGCCUGCGCGAGCUGGCCGACCGCGGGUUCUGCAGCGGGGAUGAGAUGUUGCAAGUGUUGGGCCAUUGCACGUGGACAGCCCUUUUGAGAAGAGGGUUGCUGUCAAUUUUCUCCAUGAGCUAUAAGUUCGCCGAUUGGGCAGGCCCUCGCCGUCGACGCCUAUGGAAGGGCGUAGCCGCAGAGCUAUGGGCGGCUUCAGCGCUCAUCGCGUUCGCCUUCUGCGAUGCGAAGCGGGUCGUCGACCCCGGAGUGCUGGUCUCGGACGCAUCCACUGGUGAAGGUGCGGGGCGCGCCCCUGGCUUCGGCGGCUACGGUGUCGCGGAGAAGCGCUGGGGCGUGGAGAAUGUCUGGGCCACCGUGGCCCGCUGUGAGCGCUGGAGGUGCGCCGCCGAGGGCGCUGUCCAGGCACGCGGCCUCGCGCUGGGCCUGGGGGCCGAGGCUUGCAAGGCACGGCGGCGCCGCCGAGGGCCCCGCGCUGCGGGCUCGUCGGGGGGCGCCGACUUCCUGCAGCGCGCCGCCUGUGGCUCUCGAUUCUUGAUCUUGUGCGACAACGUGAGCGUAACCUCGGGAGUUGAGAAGGGUCGAUCAUCGUCUAACCUCAUUACUCAGACCGUCCGUGAGAUCACCGCUCGCUCCAUCUUUUUCAACGUGGCCAUCUCGGUUCGGUGGAUAGCCUCAGAGCACGACGCUGCGGACAAGGUCUCUCGUACCAUCGGGCGUGCCCCUCGGGGCCCGCGGUCAGACCCCCGCCAUGCUCAUGCGGGCGAUGGCGGCGAGCAGCAGCGGAUCGUCGAGCGCGCCUGGGAGCGAGAGCUCGAAGAGGCCGCCCUUGCGCGCGCCGCUGGCCUCGGCGGCGUCGGCCUUGGCCCGGAGCUCGGCGAGGCCGACCAGGUGCCAGAGGGCGGCGGGGCCACUGCCCAUGCCGAGCCGCGUCGCGGCUCCCUGUCAGCGGGCGCCUUGAAUAGGCCCACCCUCUUGCAGAGGUGCAAGGUGCAGGAGCACGCCCAGCAGGUGUUCGACCGCGAGUUCGACGCGCUCGCGCAGUGGAGCGGGCGGAACGACCUCCCCAGCUUGGGCGCGCUCGAGCUGGACAUGCUGGUGGCGCGGUGCCUGGAUCAUCUGUACUGGAGCGGGUUCACCAGCGCCAAGGGCAGCCGCGUGCCGGCAGCCCUCCACCACCGACGCCCCGGCCUGGGGGAGGCCUCUUCGGGGGGCCUCCCAGGCUCGAGGGCUGCGCUGGCGGGCUUCCGCCGCCGCAGUCACGCGGCCUCGCGGCUGCCCCUGGCGAAGCCGUGGAUGCUCGGGAUCCCCGGCGUCAGCUUGACAGAGGGCGACACCGAGUUCGCGGUCGCCCUAUUUCUGGCGUGGGGCGGGCUCCUCAGGCUGCCGGGGGACCUGACCUCCACGGCCGCGGAGGACUGGGUUGCGGGGCCCGGGUGCCAGAGCGCCAUCGACCACAUGCCGCAGUCGGUGCUCCAGGAGCGGAUGCGGCACGGCUCCGCCCCGAGCACCUUGGGGCGCAGGAAGCGCGUGCGUUACUUCAGAGAACUCGAGAAGGCCCCCAGCGCCAUCCAGCAGUGGACCAACCGCAUCGAGGGCCGCCCCGGCCCCCUGCUGCUGGGAAAGGG
Messenger RNA from Prorocentrum cordatum, 2261 nucleotides. NCBI's taxonomy places the organism in Eukaryota, Dinophyceae, Prorocentrales, Prorocentraceae. The record is from the annotation of a GenBank genome assembly.